Acanthocheilonema viteae is the source of this 907-nucleotide messenger RNA. NCBI's taxonomy places the organism in Eukaryota, Metazoa, Nematoda, Chromadorea, Rhabditida, Onchocercidae. The record is from the annotation of a GenBank genome assembly.
GUGUAAAGAAUCACGGGAAAACAAACGUUAUCGGUCACCAGGGUCACGCAAAUUGGCCGAUAUCAUUGGUGUAGACACAGGUGGACCAGGAAGUCGACGUCUUGGCGAAUGUGGUCAUACGCCUGAAGAAUAUACAAAAUUUAAGGAUCUCGUAGAACGAAUGUUGACUUUUGAUCCACGGGAGCGUAUUGGGCCAUACGCUGCAGUUAGGCAUCCUUUUUUCUCACGUAGAACUGAUGAAUGUGGAAGCAUGGGUUCUGCUCUUGCUUCACACUCCAGAACUUUGCAGCAGCCAGUUACAAUGUCCAACAAUGUUCAGGUCAAUACAUCACGAACAGUUGCACAACCUCAUUUUGUUGAACACUCGCUCAAUCAGAUGGAUUGUGCUGACUCUAACGCAGUCAUAGUUCAUCCACAACAUAUACAAAUGCCACAACUUAACCAGGACCAUAAUCAUAAAAUUGCUCAACCUUUCGGUUUGUUACCUCAACAAAUGCAACAGGGACCGAAUCAAAAUCAGCAACAGCAUCAGUCAAGCAACUCGAAUAUGUCUGGUACGCAGCAUCACUUGCAAGGUCCACUGCAUUUUGUAUCGGGCUUGCAGAACUCAAUUUGGACUUCCCCUGAACAGGGUGAAGAUACGCGAUAUGGCCACCAUUCUCAGCCAUCGUCAAAUCUUCAGCUUUCCCAAAGGAAUUCACUUUUGCCACAAAGUCGCAACUUGAGCUUUGACGGAACAGUAGGUAAUGGCCAGGUAUCACAUCAGAGUCGUAUGCAGUCUUCAACGAACGGUGCUAGAACAAAUCCGACAUCUGUUCUGUUUCCAAAUAAUUUCAUACAGCAAUCCCAGCAACAGACAGCAGCGCAAUCUGGUUUAGCAAAUUCAACAACUUCUGAUUUUUCAUAA